GCCACCGUUAAAGCGACACACACGAUCAUCCAAAAGUGACAGUGUAGUAAACAAAAUUCAAUUUCAGCGCGAAACCAACGUUCCAACACUGAACUCCUUCGAUCCUCAACAAUUUCACCAUCUAAUUAUCCACAAACAGUGUUCAGUUCGUCGAAUCAACCGUAAACCAGUUGUAUGUUUCCUAAUAAUAUGACAGGUGAUCCUAACCUACAAAAUCCUCAAUCCGUAUUCGGAUAUGAGACCUAUCCGCCGCCGCCGAACUCCCAAAACCUUAAUUGGCCUGAUGUACGACAAAAUCCAUCGUUCGUCAACCCUUACACCUUUCAAUUUACCCAGGUCCACAAUUGUCCUAGAUCUGAGACUGGUUUAGGAUCAUUUCAGUUCAACACACAGCCACCGACACAACAAGUGGUCCAAUUUCCAUUUCAAAUAGGCAGCUCCUUUGGCACCACGACGACCAGCUUGAGGUGUAAACGAAAAACAGAUUCACCUCCGCCACAACAAUGCAAACAGCACAUAACAGAGGAAAAAAUGGCCGAACACAUGGCAAAACUACACAUCAGCUCAGAAACGGCGUCAUCAUCAACGGAAACGGAGAGCGCGAAAGAACAAAGAUUGUACAUGUGCGAAGAAAUGCGUAAACUGAAAUCCGAUAGUAUUUUGCCCCAAUGCCUUUUGGACAAAGUGCAACGGCCGUGCACCGCUCUGGUAUUGUGGCAACCUCCACCAAAAAUUUUAGGACUCUACCGUAGGGAAGAGAACAACAGAAACAUCGACGAGAAUGUGAAUAACAAUGCUAACUGUGUGCCUGAUCAACAUCAAAUUGAUGAAAUUGAUAUAGACAAUUUAGAUAGUUGCACAGAUAUGGACAUUUAGUUGCGCGUUGUUUAGUGUUGGAGUAUUGAAUUUCUGAAUGACGAGAAUUUGAUGAAUUCAGUAUACAUUGUACACUUAUCAAAGACUGAUGUAUCGAAUGAUUUAGAUUUAAACUGGUGACUGUCUGGAUUAACUUUUUUAAAUUCUUGUCAACUAAGUAAUCUGUACUUUUAAAUUUUGAAUCUUUAAAUCCUAUUAUUGUUAAUAACUUUUACUUAUUGUUAACACAAUCACAGAAAAUUGAAGGACUGUAUGUAUCAUUUUAUUUGUGUAUUGCAUUUUUAAUCCUUGAAUAAUUUAUGUGAGAACUAAUUUCUUUAUGAAAUGCUGGUGGAUUGAUUUACAUUAGUUUACUUCUAAUAAUAAAGAUUCUUUGCAGAUUGUACUAAUUUUAAAUACUUUUUUGUAUCUAUUUGUAAAUUCGCCCUUUGUUACAAAAGGAAUUACUGCCGUGAUUUGUUUUUAUUUUAAAUUACACAUAUUUUUUAUGCAA
This is a messenger RNA of Aethina tumida (small hive beetle), 1369 nucleotides long. RefSeq lists its product as uncharacterized. The record is from RefSeq and is a predicted model, not a curated record. NCBI's taxonomy places the organism in Eukaryota, Metazoa, Arthropoda, Insecta, Coleoptera, Nitidulidae. The coding region runs from base 175 to 876 and encodes 233 amino acids. The transcript has 2 exons.